AUGCAUCGUCGGAGGGGGGCCCAUGUCAGAAACCACGGAAUCACAAGCGAAUCCUCUUGUAACUCUCCCAUCGAUACCGACAAUGAUAGACCGUUCGAGCCCGAUUCCUCUGAGACCGAUCUCACCGAGCCGGAAUGCUCCUCUCCAGCGGAUCGAACGAUUGCUCGGAAGAAGCCAAGUCCAAACACCGGAACAAGAUCGUCACUAGCAGACCUGUCGAAUAUGGAACGUGCCCACCAGGCACGAUACCAAGUCCCGGAUGAUGACACGGAUGAGGACCUGGCCCAGGUGCCCGAGGAUUACGGCCGAUCCAACAAAACGAAGAGGUUGAAACUUCGACUGAAAGAGCGUUGGGCUUGGUUCUGCCAAAUGAAAGCAAUGGAGCCCUCCACCGGUCUCAGGUGGGGAGAUGCGGAGGAUGCACUGCGUGAGGCGUCUCCCAAUGACAUGCAUCGAUUUCUCAAUUGGUGUCUGAAACUGGAAUACAGUCCUGAUGGUCGCCGUCAGAAAGGCUAUACAAAGGCCAGCUCCCUUGAAGCGGAUUGGAAGUACUUCCGAAUUUACUACACACGAGUUGUCAAACACGAGAUGAGCAAAGAGAUGGGCGAGGCAGUUCGCACGGGUAUGAGAUACUUAGUGGAUAAGCGCGGUCUUGACAAACAACCGCGUGCAAAUGUCCCGGUUUACAUCGAAGAUAUGAUUCCAUUCAAUGAGACAAUCCUUCAAACGCGGGAGAAGCGAUUUCACUUGGGGUUUCAGCGGAUUAUCCUAUGUCUUUACAACACUAUUGGGUUAUUUACUAUCAACCGAAAACAGGCAAUGCUCGACCUUCAGUUCAAGCAUCUACAAAUAUCGCUCCAGCAGGAUCCGCACGGAGGACCUCCGAAGCCGAUGAUAGAACUUGAGCCACAGUUUGUGAAAAGCGUGUUGGGCAUGUCGAAGCUCAACACGUUCGCGCUACCCGAAAUUGUCUACGGCAUAUCGCUUGUCUUCAGCCCGCAUGUUCUACUCUUCAUUAUAUUAUUUUACGUCCACGCCUUUGAAGCGCCUCACUUAACCUCGAUGGAAGACCUUCGGAGACUGCUUGUCGAGGGCGGCCGACAGGAAAUGCCACUUCCCCUGAAGAAAGAAAUGGAUAAUUACUAUGUCUUCCCGAGGGUUGAGGUGAUAUGUGGCCAGCCCCGCAUUUUGUGGGAGACGCCCAUGAAUGGUAGCACACUCGACGCACAGCUCAGGACAUCCAGUUUCGUCAGUGAAGCACAGCGCAACGUGAUCAUGGCCCACGCCACUAGCAGAACGUUUAUCAAACAUUAUCGCCCCCGUCGGCAUACUGGCUUACAAGAGAUCAUGUGCGGUCUCGAUCCGGAUGAAGAGUUCUCAAAGGCUGUCACCCGGAUGAGCCGCUGGAUUGAUCGGCGGCGACCACGAUACCUGAGCGACACUGACCGGGAUUCAGUGGAGAGAGACCCAGAAAUGCAAUCGGCCAUGCGCUGGCAAUACGAGUUAGAGACCCAGUGCGGUGACCACUCUCAUGACCCAGCAUUGCGGGCGAUGCUGGAGGACCAGAAGCGUCAAGUUCUGAAUUUGCGCCGGCGUCUGCAGGACAAACGGCGGAAAGAAAUACGCCGUGAUUUUAGUCGGAAACAGGCGGUGAUUGACAUUGAAAGACAGCUGACUGGUGGGGCUGUCAGUGAUGAGCCUGCGCGCGAGGUAUUACGGAAGGAGUUUGAAAUGCCAUCCGAGCAGAUUCUUCUCGUGGAGACGUUCUUCACUUGGCCCACCACCGAUUCAUUAGAAGACGAGUGGACGCGGCGCAACAAAGCUGUUGCUGCUGGAAUACAAUAUUGUGGCUUUCAGGAGGGUGGGCCCCUUCGGGGACGACGGAAACGCUCUGCGCCGUCCGACGAUGACGAUGCAGUUCCCUCUCCUCCCGCUCGAAAGAUAAAGACCGAUACGCCGCCGACUACGUCGCGGGAAGAAAGACAUACCGCUGGCGGGAAAUCUAUCCCGAAUGCAGAGCUAACAUUCGCAUGCUUCCAAUGCCCCAAGACAUACGCCGACUAUAAUGGAGUGAGGAGGCAUUUUAGGGGCUCACACCUGAUGGACCGAAGAUGUAAUUUUUGCGAUUUGUCCCUUCUGCACGAGAUGCACUUGCGGAGGCAUGCCGGGGAGGACCAUGGCCUUCGAACAUGA
Molecule: messenger RNA, 2193 nt
Organism: Penicillium cosmopolitanum
Lineage: Eukaryota; Fungi; Ascomycota; Eurotiomycetes; Eurotiales; Aspergillaceae
Product: DUF3435 domain-containing protein
Exons: 5
Coding region: 1-2193 (730 amino acids)
Source: RefSeq, a predicted model, not a curated record